Trichoplusia ni (cabbage looper) is the source of this 1372-nucleotide messenger RNA. It is a transcript of the gene RpL3, whose product is annotated as 60S ribosomal protein L3. Gene Ontology annotation, biological process: translation; ribosomal large subunit assembly. Gene Ontology annotation, cellular component: ribosome; cytosolic large ribosomal subunit. Lineage: Eukaryota; Metazoa; Arthropoda; Insecta; Lepidoptera; Noctuidae. The record is from RefSeq and is a predicted model, not a curated record. The transcript is spliced from 7 exons. Gene Ontology annotation, molecular function: RNA binding; structural constituent of ribosome. The coding region runs from base 93 to 1337 and encodes 414 amino acids.
UUUUACUUGAUAGCAACCCAGGCAUACGUCAAGUUUUGGUUCAAUCACUAACACUAUAAACUCGGCCAUUUUUGUCGCGACUGUCUUCGAACAUGUCGCAUAGGAAGUUUUCGGCGCCCCGACAUGGGUCUAUGGGGUUCUACCCCAAGAAGAGGUCCCGCCGUCAUCGUGGUAAGGUCAAGGCAUUCCCCAGGGAUGACCCCAGCAAACCUGUCCAUCUUACCGCCUUCAUUGGUUACAAGGCUGGUAUGACCCACGUGGUGCGUGAACCUGACCGUCCUGGAUCAAAGAUCAACAAGAAGGAAAUCGUAGAGGCUGUGACCAUCAUUGAGACGCCUCCCAUGGUCGCCGUCGGCGUGGUGGGUUACAUCGAAACUCCUCACGGUCUUCGUGCCCUGCUUACCGUCUGGGCCGAGCACAUGUCCGAGGACUGCCGCCGUCGCUUCUACAAGAACUGGUAUAAAUGCAAGAAGAAGGCUUUCACUAAGGCCAGCAAAAAAUGGCAAGAUGAGCUUGGCAGGAAAUCCAUUGAGAAGGACUUCAAGAAAAUGAUCCGCUACUGCAGUGUGAUCAGGGUUAUUGCCCACACCCAAAUGAAGCUGCUAAAGCAGCGUCAGAAGAAGGCUCACAUCAUGGAAAUCCAAGUGAAUGGUGGAACCAUUGAAGAUAAGGUCAAAUGGGCCAGGGAACAUCUAGAAAAGCCUAUCCCUAUUGACUCUGUGUUUACCCAGGAUGAGAUGAUUGACUGCAUUGGAGUUACCAAGGGUAAAGGAUACAAAGGUGUCACUUCUCGUUGGCACACCAAGAAACUGCCCCGCAAGACACACAAGGGUCUGCGUAAGGUUGCCUGUAUUGGAGCGUGGCAUCCUUCAAGAGUAUCAUUCACCGUGGCCCGUGCUGGUCAGAAGGGCUACCACCACCGUACUGAGAUGAACAAGAAGAUUUACCGUAUUGGACAAGGAAUCCAUACUAAGGAUGGAAAAGUUAUCAAGAACAACGCCUCCACUGAAUACGACUUGUCUGAGAAGUCCAUCACCCCCAUGGGUGGUUUCCCUCACUAUGGUGAAGUGAACAAUGACUUCAUCAUGAUUAAGGGUUGUUGCAUGGGACCUAAGAAGCGUGUUAUUACGCUAAGGAAGUCCCUGCGUGUGCACACCAAAAGGGCUGCUCUUGAGAAAAUCAACCUCAAGUUCAUUGACACAUCCUCCAAGUUUGGUCAUGGUCGCUUCCAGACGCCGGCUGACAAGGCUGCGUUUAUGGGAACCCUCAAGAAGGAUCGUAUCCGCGAAGAGGCUGCAGCUACCGCAACACCUGCUGCGGCUCCUGCCCAGUCAUAAGACAACUUUGACUUUAAUAAAAUAAUUAAAACAUA